This is a messenger RNA of Xyrauchen texanus (razorback sucker), 4881 nucleotides long. RefSeq names its product ankycorbin-like. The record is from RefSeq and is a predicted model, not a curated record. The transcript has 18 exons. NCBI's taxonomy places the organism in Eukaryota, Metazoa, Chordata, Actinopteri, Cypriniformes, Catostomidae. Gene Ontology annotation, molecular function: actin binding. Bases 240 to 3227 code for a protein of 995 amino acids.
AGAGGCAUGCAGCGCGAGUGCCACUUGAAUGGAUUUUUGUCAGCGAAUAACUUAGCUGCUGGUUUCUCCACACUAGCCCAACACUCGCAUUUUCUGUCGGUUUGUUCUCCUAUAUUAGUGUCCAAAUUAUACUACAUGGUAUAAGAAGCACUUAGCACCACUCGGAAAAGUCUGUUUGGCUUGACUUAACUUUUGCAAAGUGGGCGUCUCGAGAACUUUUGGAAUCUGGAUGGACUAAUAUGAAGAGCCUGAAGGCAAAGUUUAGGAAGAGCGAUGCCCAUGAAUGGAACAAGAAUGAUGAGCGUCUCCUCAGUGCAGUGGAGCAUGGGGAGGCAGACAAAGUCACCUCUCUCAUCUCAAAGAAAGGAGCCAGUCCCACCAAGCUUGACAGCGAAGGAAAGUCUGCUCUACAUGUAGCAGCUACUCGAGGUCAGUUGGAGUGUCUUGCAGUCAUCCUGGCUCAUGGGGCUGAUGUUUCUCUGCAGGAUACUUCAGGGUUUACUGCUUUACACCUUGCUGCCAAAAACAACCAUCCCGAGUGUGUCAAAAAAUUGAUACAGAGUAAGUGUGUGGUUGAUGCUGUGGACAUCUCAGGAAGGACGGCUCUUCAUCACACAUCCGCCAAUGGAAACACUGCGAUAGUUCAACUUCUGUGCGAGCACAAAUGUCAAGUCAAUCUUAAGGACUUGGAUGGCUUGACGCCCCUUCUUUUGUCAUCCAGACAUGCACACGCAGAAGUCUGCCAGAGUUUGUUGGACUGUGGUGCUGACGUCAACGCUUGUGACAAAAACGGCAGAACUGCAGUUAUGUUAGCUAGUGAAAGCAGCUGUCUGGCUGCCAUAGAGCUGCUUGUGCAGAGGGGAGCUGACCUGGGCAUGGUGGACUCGCUGGGCCAAGAUGUACUGCAUUAUGCCAAACUUUCAGGCAACAGUGAAGUCCGAACUAUUCUCAAUACAGCCCUCCACAGACAGCAGUCUGAGUCAGAUAUGAGUGCCACAAGAACCCCUAAGCAUGGCCAAAUGGCUAAGCUAAAUGAGGACAGAAGCUCCACCCCCAAAAAGAGAAAAGCACCUCCUCCUCCCAUUAGCCCAAUCCAGAUGGCUGGUAUGGUCUCACCACCUUUCUUUACUCCAUCUGAAACUCCUUUGUCAAGUAAAAGGGAUUCAUCUAAGAGAUUCAAUUUCAAGGAGGGGGAGCUAACGAGUGCUGCACUAAAGGAGGAGAUAGAAAAGCUGCACGAAGAAAAGAGCAUACUGCUUGAGACCAUUGAAGAUCUGAAGCGGAUUGUGGAGCAGACUGAGCCUAAGGCGAAGCACUGUGGAAAUGCGGCCUCAAUGCUGAUUGCAGCCUUGAAAUCAAAAAUAUCUUCUCUCUCCCUGGAAAACCAGCAGCUCUCCCAAAUAAUAAAGAAACGUCCAGCUCCCCAAGGAGAGGAAGGCCAGGGUGGAUCCCGUCCAAACAGCAUUGAAUCCAAUGCCUCAUACCACUCCACUCAUGCUGAUUUUGAGGUUUCCAGUGAUGUGCACAUCAUCACGGGUGACGAAGAGGAUCUCUCUAAGGUGUCUGCUCUCAGUGGCUCCUCACUCAAACAUGAGAUGGACAAAGAAGCCAUAAAAUUAUGUGCAGAUGAAGAAAUCGGGCUGUUACGGGAUGCACUGGAGAAUCUACAGACCAAAUUGCAAGAGUCCAGAAUGGAGAAUCACUCCCUUCAAGCCAGACUCAAUACUGACUCUACACUGCAAGAUACCCCAAAAUACCAAGAAGCUUUGCAAGAAUUGCAGGCACUCAAGGAGGUGAGGGAUGAUUUAAGUAGAGAAGAAGACAAUGUGGUACAGAAGUUUCAGUAUUUGAAGGGCUGCCUGGAGCAAGAGGUAAAAGAACUGAAGGGAAAGUUGGCCAAGUCAGAGGAGGAACAAAAGCAGGAUGCUUUUUUGAUAAGGGAUCUUCAGGCUCAGAUCCAGAGAGGUCAUCUAUCUGAGGACGAGCGUCAAGACAUGAAGAACACCUACAAUGCUUUGGUGGAGAAUAUUAACCAGGAGAAAGUGCUGUUGAUCAAUAAGUACAAGGAGUCUCAAGAGGAGAUCAAGAUGCUUCAGGAGGCGCUUCGCGGCACUGUGCCCGUUGAGGCUGCUGCCAAAGACUUUGAGGAGAUGAAGGCAGAGCUCAGUGAGAUUAUUGAGGGCCUGCAGAAGCGGCUGUUGGAGCUCUCGAAAUCAUAUAGCGAGGCCAAAAGCGAGCUUAGCACUGCCCGCAACCAGCUGCAGGCCAAAGCUUCAGAGCCCAAGGACAAGUCAGAUGUGGAGUGUGGCUCCAAGGAGGAGCACGAGCAUAAAAUUCAAGAGCUGGCUUUCAAGAUGAAGGACGUUCAGAACGUUCUAAAUGACAUGGAGGCCAAGCAUCAAGCGGCACUUAAAGAAAUCGCCCAGCUUCAACGAGAUGCUGAGAACCAUGCCCAGGCAUCUGUAGCCAUUGCAGACCACACCCAGGUGGUGGCAUCCUUGGGGAAUGCCAUCAAGAACCUGGAUGCCGAAGUUGAAGUUCUUCAACAGCAGCUUGCCCAGAAAACUUUGCAGGUGGAUGCUUUGCAAAAUAGACUGACAGUUGAGAAGGAUGUAACUCCGGAUGAUUCGUUAUCCAGACUGGAAUAUGAGCAAAUGAGGGAGACACUGGAGGGUGAGAUAAGUCACCUGAAUGACCUGCUAAAGGGUGCUCUUUUGAAGCAGGAUGAGAUGGCCCUGGAAGUGACUGCUGCAUGGCAGGAAGUGAAAGACAGCAGAAAUGAGAAAGAAGCUGCACAGGAGCUUGCUGUAUGUAGGGAACAGGAAUGCAAGGCAGUAAAUGCAAGGUACAGGGAGGCCCAGGUUGUCAUUGUUCAGUUGAAGAAGCAGGUGGAGAACCAUGUGAAAACUGAGAGAGAGAAAAAUAAAAAGAUUGAUGAGUUUUCAAAGGAGGUUAUCAAGUUGAAGGAUGCUCUGAACAGCCUUUCGCAGCUGUCAUAUACCACCAGCACCCCUAAGAGACAACAGAGCCAGCAGGUGGAUUUAUUACAACAGCAGAUCAAACAACUACAAUAUGAACUUGCUGAGUCUAAGAAACAGCACCAUGAAAUUGUUUCAGUCUACCGAAUGCAUCUUCUCUAUGCUGUGCAGGGUCAGAUGGAUGAAGACGUGCAAAAGGCUUUGAAACAGAUACUUGUAAUGUGCAAAAUGCCAACCGAGGCCAAGUGAAGAAGUUGAAACUGUAGUUGUUUAUGAACUGCCAAAAACUGUGAUCUCUAGUCAAGGAUCCAUCAGUUAACACUACGCAUUUAGUCAUUCUAACAUAUUAUGGAAAAAUAUUUUGAACUUAAAUGAUUAAUGAAAAGAGGAAACAAUCAAUCCUGCUAAAUGUGCACAAAUCUCCUUGGUCAUACAGUACCAGACAAAAAACACAAUCUACAGCACCUAUUUUUUUAAAUGUAUCCUGAAAACCAUUUCUUUUUUUUUCUUUUUUUUAAGAAAUAUGAUCAGUAUUGGAUCUUGUUACAAUGUAAUCAGAAUUAGUUUAUUAGUUUCCAUUAGAAUGCCUAUCAAUAACAAAGUAAGCACAAUAAGUAAGUAAGUAAAGUACGUUUUAGUUCUGUACUUUGGCCUGCAAGGCAGUUCAAUGGUACUCACCUAUGACAACCGUGUUUUCUUAAAUGCAGUUGGAGUGUGUAUUUUCUAAAAUUGCUACUAGUUGUAGUAUCUGCAUGCUGUGAAAACUGAAGCGGUUCAAUGUUUGUUCUAAGACAUUGUGACUUUUUUGAAUUAUCCACUAUUUCAGGGUAUGUGCUUUGAUAAAAUGCCCAUGUGCCAAAUGCACUUUCCUUAGACCAGUGGUUCCCAACCCUGUUCCUGGAGGCCCUCCAACACUGCACAUUUUGUAUAUCUCCCUUUUCUGACACACCCAAUUCAGGUCUUGGAGUCUCCACUAACCAAUGUGUGUUAAAUCCAGGAACAGGGUUGGGAACCACUGCCUUAGACUUUCUUUAAAGCCAGCAUUUACUUGCCCAUGUUAUGUCCAUGUGCCUCUGUGCAUUUCUAAGGCCCAUGGUAAUAUUUUCAAUAUAUAGCAUUUGAAGCUGCACUAUAUUUCUUUCCAUUAUGCUUUGUUGCUUGGUUAUACCAGGUUGCUGCACUGUAGUAAAAUAUGUUAUUAGUUGUACUAUAGAUUUGUAUUUUCCUGUACAUCCUAAACUUGUAGCCUUUUUUAAAUCACAGCAUGUUAAAAAAUAACUGUAGUUAGUGAUAUACUAAAAAUGAGUGUCAUACAACAGUGUGGGAUGAGUUUUACCAUAGCACUUCAGUGUAGUUGUGGUUUUGCAACAAAUAAGGCUUUGGUAUGGACGUGAUAAUGCUAUAUGGGCAGAAUAAAUUUACAUGUAUCAGGGUAAAGUAUCUACAGAAUCCCCCCACUUUAGGUGUUACCUACAUUUGGGCCACACAGAGGGUGUUUGACACUAAGCAACUAACAUACUUUUUAUGUAUUAAGAUAUGAAAUGUACAGUUGCACUUGAAAACAUGCAAUUCAUUUGUUGAGCAUAUGUUAUUUUUAACUAUGCACUAAAGACUUGCUCAUUACAUGUAAAUUGUUGUACUUUCAUGAUUUCAGGUUCAACAUUGCAUCAACAUCAGACAAUGCAUCACACAUGACUUGUGUAUGAAAUAGCACUUUAAAGUGCAGUCUUUUGUUAAAUCAGAUUUUGUUGAUCAGCUACCUUUCCAGACAACCUGCUAGUUAAAUGCUGUAGCCAUUUUUUUAAGUGCCAAUACAUUUACAAACUUCACUAAGAAAACACAAUAUUUAUAGAUCAGAUGGCAAAUAUGACUGUUGUAUGAGAUGAUAAAAUAAUUAAAACAC